AGGAGACGCUGUCGGUUGCCAGAGGCAACUUCACAGAGGCGCGACUUCCAAAGCUCUUAAUUUAUUAUUUUGGCAGGACAGAGACGAUCUACAAAUACGAUAAAGAAAAAGGAAUAAAGCAAUGCAAAAAGAUAAGGCGAAAGAAAGGGACCUUACAGGAACAAGCUCACAAACAGCGUUGUACUGGCAAAGAUCAAACCAGUGGCGAACAGUGCUUUUCGUUCAGAGAAGGAUAUUUUAUCAACACAUGCUGCCAAGAUCACAGCUGAAAUACAACAGGGUGAGAGGAAAGGUUAUAAUGAGGUGCUUAAUUUGUCUUCGGGUGAUCUUCAUAGUAUGGGGAUAAAACCCAUCACCUUUAUUCGUCAGGUACUUGCUGCUUGUUUCUAUCCUGCCCUUUUGCAGGAUGACAGUCUGCCUUUGGAUGUCAAAGAAAGAGCUAAAUGUCUCUUGAGAGAAUGUGAGGGUGGAAGUGUUGGCUCAUGCACAGAUUCGAGUGGAAUCGCCAAAAUCAAACAGGACGUUUCCAAGUUCAUUUCCAGCAGAGAUGGAGGAGUUCCUUCCUCACCUGAAAACAUUUUCCUCACUUCUGGCUCCCAGCGGGGUCUUAUGAUAAUACUGAAGCUGCUUUUUCAGAGCAAGGACUCAUCGUGUCAGACUGGUGUGCUUAUACCCGUGCCAUCCUAUGCUUCAUUUAAUCUGGCAAUGGCAGCACAGGGAAUUGUCAUGGUACCUUACCAGUUAUGUGAGGAGCAGGGCUGGACACUGGAGGUGGAAGAGCUUCACAGAGCGCUCCGUUCAGGCCGAACAACAUGUAAUCCCAUGGCGAUUUAUAUCUGCAACCCAGGAAAUCCAACUGGUCACAUACAGAGCAAGGAGUCAAUUAAAGAAGUGAUUCAGUUUGCUGCAGAAGAAAAGCUGCUCUUAAUGAUCGAUGAGGUGUACCAGAACUGUUUGUAUGGAGAGGGACCUGAGUUUUAUUCGUAUAAGAAAGUGUUAUCAGAAAUGGGCUCAACUGUGGAAGUAGUCUCCUUUAAUUCUGCCUCCAAAGGGUUCAUGGGAGAAUGUGGACUUCGUGGUGGCUACAUGGAGCUGGUGAAUUUUGACCCGACAGUUAUGCAACAUAUCCGUAAUUUUUUUUACACUGAGCCCAUCACACCAGUUGCUGGGCAAAUAGCAGUCGACCUCAUGGCCAAUCCUCCAAAGCCUGGAGAUCCUUCAUUUCCCAUCUUCUCUGAGGAGGUUGAGUCAACUAGAAAUACAAUACGUAACAACAUUCAUCGCACUCAAAAGUUUUUGGAUGAGCUGCCAGGGAUCAGCUGUCAGCCACUGAAGGGAGGAUUUUUUGUCUUUGCACGUCUACACGUCCCUCCAAAGGCAAUAGAAUGGGCCAAGAAUAGACAGAUGGAGCUUGACCUGCUUUACUGUUUGCAUUUACUGGAGGAGACCGGUCUGCAUGUGAGACCAGGCUGUGAAUUUGGACAAAAAAAGGAUACCCAUCACAUCAGGCUUUGUUUGGCAACUCAAGAGGAGAUGAUGGAAGAUGUUUUACAGAGACUGAAGACGUUCCACCUGCGCUUCAUGAAAGAGUUUUCUUAGCCAGUGCAGUCAUCUGACAAAUACAUUUCACGGACCAUGUAACACGAAGUAAAAACAUGUCCAUUUACAUAAAUAGAUAGUGGGUAGAAAACUGGUAAAGUUGCACUUUAUCCAAUUUAUCCAGUAUGUGCCAGUGUUUGUAAAUGAUUAGAUUUGAUCGCAACACUACUGUCACGUAUCAUUUCCUGUUGCAUAAGAAAAAUAUUUCUUAUGUAACAGAUUUCUGAGCAAAAAAAUGUUCCUGUCUAGUUUGUUUAAUGCACUAUUUAACCGAUUUCCCGUGUUUCCUUUGUGUAAUUCGAGUAACAAGUGUGAAACUAGUUUGGCCUGAAAUCAUUGUCAGUGCUAUACUUUAUAUAAAAUUUAGCUUUUUUAAGAAUUUUAAAGGCAAUCAUAAAAAUAAUCUUUAAUGAUAAAAAAAUCAUUUAUUUUCAAUAAUACAGUAUGAAAGUGCAAAGCUUAACAAUUCAUAAAGCUGAGUCUGUAUUUUAGGAGUCUGUAUUGUUGCUCUUAGAUGGUUAGAUGUUUGAUUCUUGGAACCACAAUUGUUGUUGAUAUUUGUAACCAACUAAAACCCCUUUAAAAAAAGUCAUGCAAAUUUCUUUUUUGUUUGAAAAAACAAAUCAGAUAAAUAAACUUUAAAAAAUCUUAUGGCACAGUUUAUUAAAAUGACAAUAAAAAUCCAUUACAGAAUUUACAAAGUUUGUGUUCAUAUAAAGUUAAAAUAAGCUUGUAGCCUUGUAUAUAUGUCAAUAUACUUUUAUAAUAGUGGUUGGAUUGUAUAAGAAAAAUUGAGCACACAUGAAAAUGGUUUAGUAACUACAAUUUAUAAAAUUCUCUGCUAUAUUUAGCAUCAUUACUCUCCUAAAACAAAGUGUUUUUGUUAAAAACAUUUAAUCUUUAGGUUUAUCCUGUUGUAUUCCCAUAAAAUCUCUGAAGAUUAAAUUUUCUCUCAAAACCUGGGAAAAUGCAAAUCUCUCUCUACACCGAAUGCAUAAUCAUUAAAGAGAGAAUCUAGGGGCGCUUCUUGCUGAAAGGACCUCCUUAUGCGUCCCAGAUGGUGCUCUCGGUUGGGUUAGAACUAAUGAAUGAAGAUCCAAGGCACUACUUCCAGUUCCAAAAUAUAAAAAGCCUUUAUUCAAAACAUGGUUUACUUAGAAAACAUUAAAAUAAUGACCCAAACACCUGACAUUUACAGGGGGAUCAAUAAUAUCACAAAUGGUCACACACAUCAUACAGUGUAAUAAUACUAAUUUUACAAAUAUGAAGUCAAAUCUAGUUCUUCAUUCAAACCAGGAAAAAUGUUAGCUUUUAAAGCUUGUAGAAGUCUUUGUAAUCUAUCACCCUUCCUGAUAGAUCCAGUCACAAUUUCCAAACCAAUAAUUCUUAAGGUAGACGGAGUGGAGUCAUGUGCAGAUGCAUAGUGUACUGCCAUGGGGUAAUCUUUGUUUUUUGUAUGGAUUGCAUUUUUGUGAUCCCGCAGUCUAUCUUGCAGUCUACGUUUAGUCUGUCCCACAUAAAAACAAUUACAAGGACAUUGAAGCCUAUAAAUUACAUGUGUACUUUUACAAUUGAUAAAGGAUCUAAUAAAGUACAUUUUCUUUGUGCGCAUAUUUGCAAAUGAUUUUGUUUGAAUUACAUUCUCACAAUGAUUGCAGUGGCCACACUUAAACAUCCCUUGUAUUUCU
Molecule: messenger RNA, 3287 nt
Organism: Misgurnus anguillicaudatus (oriental weatherfish)
Lineage: Eukaryota; Metazoa; Chordata; Actinopteri; Cypriniformes; Cobitidae
Source: RefSeq, a predicted model, not a curated record